Messenger RNA from Bombyx mori (domestic silkworm), 5669 nucleotides. RefSeq lists its product as uncharacterized. The record is from RefSeq and is a predicted model, not a curated record. The coding region runs from base 360 to 1424 and encodes 354 amino acids. The transcript has 4 exons. NCBI's taxonomy places the organism in Eukaryota, Metazoa, Arthropoda, Insecta, Lepidoptera, Bombycidae.
UCAGAUGUCAAAUUUUCCAAGUUUCGUCCGUAUUACGAGUGAGUAUGCGGACGCUUAAUAUUCUGCAACAAAGAUUUUAAAAUAAUAGUCCGAAAAAGUUUUAAUACCGUUUUUACUAGUAAAGAUAUUUGGUUACGGUGUAAAAUAAUUUAUGUAAAAUACUACAUAACGAUAUAAGUUACCAUUAAAAUUGAAUUCAAAAUCUGAGAACAUGUUUGCGGUGUCUUGUGUCUGUUAUUGAUUUAUUUUAUUUAUAAAAACUAUAUAUUUAGGAAUGUAGAGUUAAAGUCCGUUAAAUCUACAAAUGGACAAUAAGGAGAAAAUAAAGCGGGUGCAUUAAAAAUGAGAAUGUGCUCAAAAUGAAAACUAAAAGUUUCUUGGUAUUUUCAACGUCUGUAUUCGCGAUCAGCAUAUUCCUGAUAGUAUUUCAUUCGCAGCCUCCACAGUCCAUACAGAGUAUUGUCACACAGACACAUCAACACAUCAAGGACUUUCAGGUGGUUUUGUCUCAGGAGAAUCUCCGGGAUGUGGAAGAGAGCAACCUCGUCCAAGAGGACAGGUACGAAAAGUUGGUCGGCCUUGGAAGCCACGUGGAGCCCUGGAAGAACUGCACCAAGCCUGUGCUUCUGACUUACGCUCGCGGCGACCAACACGCGCAAGUCGUGGGCUUCGUGCGAGCCGCUGCCAAACUACCUUAUACAAUACUACUAUACAACCUGGGUCUUAAAUCUUAUUCAUUGACAGUGGUAUCGAAUUAUUGCAAUUCUUCAAAGUGCGCCAUCAUCGACUUCGACUUGGACGCCUUUCCGUCGCACGUCAGUGACGAGAGCAUAUACGCGUUUAGGCCUCUCAUCAUACAGCACGCGUUGAGCCGCGUCGGCGGGGUGAUAUUCAGCGAGCCGUCACUCCGCUGGGCGGGCUCGGCGGGCGCGCUGGGCGGCGUGUGGGAGCGCGCGCGCGCGUCCCGCGUGGGCGUGGUGGCGUGGCCGCGCCGGGCCGCCGUCACCUCGCUCACGCACCCACGCAUGUUCCACUACUUCCACGCGGACGUCGACGACUUCCUGUUCGUGCAGAUGCUGGACGUCUCCAAGCUGGUGGUGGCCGAGACGCCCGCCCUUCCGGACGUGAUGCGGCCCUGGAUCCAGUGCGCGCUCACCGUCGAGUGCAUCAUGCCGAUCGGAGCGCAGUCCGCGGGCUGUCGGUUCGACAAGAAGCCGCAGUACAGGUACUCGGGAUGUCACGGCCAGGACGCGUCGGCGCUCAGCAUCGUGCUGGGACUGCGAGCGGGGUUCGAGGAGGCUCAGUACGCGGGGGGCCGGGCCGCCUGGCGCCGCGAGACUGACGAGGAGGCUCGGCGGGCGCUGUCCGUGCUGCGGAGGAACGCCAGCCUGGCCGACGACACCACCCAGCGCACCGCCGACUGAUCACCCGACCACGUCCCACUUCUUACUACUUUAUGUUUGUUCCGCAACAAACUGCUCCCCUAGGACGAUUGCUUAUAAUUUAGAUAAAGUGAUCUGUGAUAUGCAUUGAGAUUAAACAUUCUUCAGUCGCGGUGCUCCUCUGCGCACCGAGCCUUCAUCACGUUGACAAUGUUUUCGCUCACCUCGGGACCUUCUAUGUUUUAUAGACUUUAAUGAAUCGAUAAAUCUUAAUACGCGUCGUUAUAUGCACACGACGUGUCUUUUCGAAUAACUUAUCUAUAUCUUUCUCGCCGGCCUAAGUGUUAAAAGGUUCUGUAACGCGCAGAACGCGCGAGACGCCUCCUUUCUACGGUUCUUGAGGAGGAAACUUAGCGAACAGUUUGAUCGCGUAGAAAAAUAGAACAACUUAGAUGUGAUUAUUACAAGAAUAAAAGAGACCGUGAGGGUCGUCAGGACUGUGGCAAUUGUUGGAUACGGAAAUACGGUGCAGUAGUCAUGAGGAUUGUGUGAAUGUGCUCAUACAUUUUCGACUUAAAUACUAAAAAAGGUGUCAACGAAAACAUUAUUGUUAUUCUGACCACUCGACGGCGCGACUGUCCUAACGAGAAGGGAGCCAAACAAAACGUGUGCUAAAGAUAUAAAUUGUGAUCUCAAAUAACAGUUUAGGUAUGAGUCAGGCAGCUCCGCCGUAACGAUCAUCACGUUCAACAAAUUAAAUAAAUAACUACCACACGAAAUUGUCGUUUGGUUUGGCCACGUCACGCCACGUCACGUCACGCCACGCCACGCUACGUAAUUGUAUUGUUAGGAUCCAAAAGACAUUUUGUUUUAUUUUUCGUCCAUUACUUUAUUUAAGACAAAUCACGGCUGUAAGGUUGUGAAUUGAUAUCGUUAUAAAUAUAAUUAAUUGUUCGUUUAAAAUUAUAUGUGAUGAAAAUUACUGUGGUGAAUUAUUAUCGAGUGAAUGAAUGCGCGACUGCAGACAGUACAACUCAACAAGCUCGCGGCGGCCGGCGCUGCGUUGCUCUAUAGAACUAUAGGAAAUGUCCAACCGUUACUUAUGUGUGUAUAGCUGUGGUCAACUCGCGUCUCAACAAGUUGCCGAUUCGUAUUUAAUAUCAGACUCUAUGAGAAUAUAUUUAGACGAUUACAGAUUAAACUUGUUGAACAGUUAAAAAUAACCUUGGUUUUUAAUAGUAAAAUAGUAUUCAAUGUCCGUGUUUAUGUUAGUGACAUUUUUAAGAAACUCCGCGCUGACAUUUGUUGUUGACAUUUUAACUGUUAUGUCGACAAGUUCUGAGACGUGAAGUCAGAGUCAAAACAAAAAAAAAGUAUUAUUGGAAUUGUUAUCUCGUUUAUACACAAAUAAUGUACAAUAAGUAUCAAGAAACUGCCAUAUUAAUAUCCUCAAAUAUAUAUCCAAUUAUUAUUAAAUUGACCGGGUAUGUUUGGGUGCGUGUGAAGAUACAAGAUCUCAUGUUUUAAUUAAAUUUAAGUUUUAAUUUAAGUAAAGGAAUGAUUGCUCGGCACAAACGUAAAUAAGGCCUCGCCGCUCGACAUUAUCUUUUCAUAUGUUAUUAUUAUUGAUUGGGGCACGUUAUCGAAAGCAAAGUGCAAUAUGAAAACGCUUUUCAAAAUUUAACACUAAUUUUCUUAUAACGCUUAUUGAUAUUAUUUGCGACUAUAGACUACAAGACGCGUUCGGUAUAUGUAAAUGUAAACGUGUCUCUAGAUGAAUUACAAAGCGUAAUAUGUACUAUAUCGGAUUAAAAGCGCAGUCAUAAUUGUGCCAGUCUGCGUACACACAGGCCGUUAGAUUACUUACUGUUCCCGACCCGAAAAUUGAAUACCUACGUACCUAAGGGUAAAUGGAUAACAAUAAGCAUUCUAAAAAGCUAAACGUUAACAGUUUUAUGCGUACAGCAGUCUCUCAGCUCGCUCGUAGAGGCUAGUGUUGCUCUACAAAGCGUCGAGGAAGUUUCGAAGUGAUUUCUUAAAAAACGUAUUAAUCUCUUGACGUAUAUGACAUAUACUUGCACAUUGUGCAAGUACAAGAAAAUCUUCAACUAAUUAGCCAUAGUACUGGGCAGGAAAUAAUGCACAUCGACCUGUAGAAAGAGACAUUCGGCUAAUUUCGGCUUUGUAGAGCGUUGUUACUUUCUCACGAAAUACUAAAAGUCUGGUAUCUAUUAAGAGCUGUUAAAAUAAUUAUUGUGAGUUGCUUAUUUUGAUUAUUCUUUUUAUUUAUUUUUUUAUAAAACAUUUUUUUUCUUUAUGUUAUUUCUAUAAAAUAAAAUAAAAACAUAUAUGUUUACGCAUUGAUUUAUUUAUUUUGAAAAGUGAUAUAUUCUGACAAAACAAUUGUAAAACCUCAAUUCCUUCUGAUUCAUUAUCAGUGGUCUUAAUGAAGUCAAUAUAAUUGUCGCCUUCAGCCGUAUUUAUUACCAGUCUAUCAGUUUAAUUAUCUAGAACGUGUUGAAAUUUUCGAAACUCAUUCUCACAUUUAAUUGCAUGAUCGCAAACCUUUUUCCACUCUUCACUCCCAAUCAUAUUUACUUUUUCUGCCAACAAUGUUUUUACUGUAGUUAAAUUCAUAACCACAUUUCUAGAGGCUACAUAACCAUGUAACGGCUUCCCUCUUUUUCCUGCAGAUGCCAUAGUACAAUUCUAAAUCAUUUAAAUUUGCGGGUGUUACCAACUCUCUAUAUAAAUACUGAACUGGACGCAUAAUCCAUCGCAUUUGUCGAACGACUGACAAAACCAAAACGUAGCACAUGUAGUGUGCGAAAGGGACAAUGCUCUACAAAGAAGAAUGUCUCUUUCUAGAAGUCGAUGUGCAUUAUUUCUUGCCCAUUAACAGUGACAGGAUCUAUGAAUAGUUAAUAAUUGUUGAUUCGCAUUUAAUCAUCGCAUCGAGAUCGGAACACGGUGUUCAUUUGCCAACAAGUGCAACAAAGCUGCUGUCAACUAAAUAGAUUAGUGCUAAAAUAGACUAUACGUUUCCCACGGAUGGCAGCAUCAAAGACUUCAUUUCUUCAUUUUUAGAAAUGACUAGUGUCAGAAAUCGGCUGCUUCUUCAACGAUGCUGUGAACUUUUUUUUGUGUAGUUAGGUACUUCUAGUUACAUUUGAAUUUGACAAAAGUGAUGUAUUUAGUUAUUCUUUAGUAUUAUUGCGGUAUAUUUAAUUAUCUAGUCAACUAUUUUAAACGUAAAGACAGACCAAUUUUCUAUAUGAAUGCCCAUUACAGGUGUUUAAUUAUGUAAAAUUUAAACGCAACAUUUGCCGAUAAUCCUGUGUUGUGGCGCGUUAUACAAUUUGUGUGAUUAUUUGACCAUGAACUUCAACGGCUUUUAUAUAUACUAUAAUAAACUAUUCAGCGUUCUUAAUUACGUGACCAGUCUGUAAGUAGUUGUACUAGGUUCAGAUCUAAUGUAUAAAGACAAUCCAUAUAGUACCAUAGAUCUAUCUGGGCGUAGCUCGAAUAACCUCUUAUGCUAUCAGCGAAAAGGUAGAAAAAAAAGUUCUCCCAGUAUGGAAUGUACCGUUAGUAUGGAAACCUUUUCCCGAUACCGAGAAAGAUACAAAUAAAUAAAUGCAAUUAGUUAUACGUUAGUUUAAAAAAAAUCCUUUAAAUAAGCGUCCUUAAUAGUUUGACCACUGACGCGUGCCCACGAUGCUGCUUCAUGCUCUGACAACACAAAUUGAAGUGUCACUCAAGGCUGGUUCAGUCGGACCACUGUUACUUUUUGUUUCAUUCGGUACUAUUUUCAUAAUAAAUUUAUAGCAUAAUAAAUAUUUAUUUGUUUAAAUAGAUAAAGGUCAGAAUAAAGUUUUUGUUAAGUUUACAGGAAAAUAAAUCGCUUUAUGGUUAAAAUAAUUUAAUAACAUUAAUCUGUACUGUAGUGUAUUGGAGGCGUCAUAAAUCAAUCGUUUCAAAAGAGCUGGAAUUUAUGUUAACUUUAACAAAAAGAAAAAAGGAAACGCGUUUAUGAAUUGUGAAAUUAUUAUUGAAUUACUACUUUUGAAACUUUGUCAAUUUUUCUUCAAAAAAGUGUUGCCAUAAUAAAAAUUCGCUUUCGGUAAACGUGCAACGACAACAAACAUAGCAAUAAGACGUCUUGAUAAGGCUGUACGAACUCUUGAUUUUGUUAAUGCAAUUUGUAUCUAAAUAAAAGGAUGCUUUUUAAAUACGCAUAUCCGUAACAAGUGAGAUUAUUUAUUAAACGAUAAAUAAUACUUAAAA